AUGAGUGUCAUCGACAUCCUUACCAGAGUCGAUUCCAUUUGCAAGAAGUACGACAAAUACGACGUCGAGAAGCACCGUGAGUCCAAUGUCUCCGGCGAAGAUGCCUUUGCCAGACUCUACGCCUCCGUCGACGCCGACAUCGAGGCCUUGCUUCAGAAAGCAGAAACGGCUUCGAAGGAGAAAGGUAAGGCAUCUGCUGUAGCGAUCAAUGCGGAGAUUCGUCGUACUAAGGCUCGGUUGCUGGAGGAGGUUCCCAAGUUGCAGCGACUGGCUGUGAAAAAGGUCAAGGGGCUUUCUUCCCAAGAAUUUGCUGCCCGUAAUGAUUUGGCUCUUGCUCUACCAGAUAGAAUCCAAGCUAUCCCUGAUGGGUCUCCUGCCGUGCCAAAACAAACUGGAGGCUGGGCAGCUUCUGCCUCACGUCCUGAAAUUAAGUUUGAUUCAGAUGGGCAAUUUGAUGAUGACUAUUUCCAACCAUCUGAGCAAUCGAGCCAAUUUAGGCAGGAGUAUGAAAUGCGUAGAAUUAAACAGGAUCAAGGGUUGGAUGUGAUUGCUGAAGGAUUGGAUACAUUGAAAAACAUGGCCCAUGAUAUGAAUGAGGAAAUGGAUAGACAAGUUCCGCUGAUGGAUGAGAUUGACUCUAAGGUGGACAAGGCAUCCUCUGACCUUAAGAAUACAAAUGUUAGGCUCAAAGAUACAGUGAACCAGCUUCGGUCCAGUCGAAACUUCUGUAUUGAUAUUAUUUUGUUGAUUAUAAUUUUGGGAAUUGCUGCCUACUUAUACAAGCCUGCUCAAUUUGCUUAUUGA
Messenger RNA from Sphenostylis stenocarpa, 804 nucleotides. Lineage: Eukaryota; Viridiplantae; Streptophyta; Magnoliopsida; Fabales; Fabaceae. The record is from the annotation of a GenBank genome assembly.